GGAGUUUAUCAACGCCGUACACUAUCGAAGAGAUCAACUCAGCGUCUAUGCUUGUGCAAGAGCUGACGAGAAGUGCUGGCCAUAUCGAUUUUGAAGAUCUUCUCAAAGUAGGCGGCGGUCUUGAGGACACGGAGUCGUCCCGGUAUACCGAUGGGAGCAAGCUGACGGUCGAGUCUCCGCGAGAGCGAUUGCCUAGCAUUAAC
This is a messenger RNA of Perkinsus marinus ATCC 50983, 203 nucleotides long. RefSeq lists its product as hypothetical. The transcript has a single exon. NCBI's taxonomy places the organism in Eukaryota, Perkinsozoa, Perkinsida, Perkinsidae. The record is from RefSeq and is a predicted model, not a curated record. The annotation marks the transcript as partial.